AUGGAUCCUUCCGAAACCUCGGAUCAACACGCCGAGCUUUGUGGCCUUCUCAUCCUGCCGCUAGAACUUCGGGAACAGAUAUACGGUCAUCUCAUUCAUCAAGGCGGUUUUCACUCCAAGUUCCACGUCGAAAUCACAACAUCAAGCGGUUCUUUACGUUGCAACAGAGAACCAAAUGUCCUGCUAGACCUCGCUUUUCUAAGAGUCAACAAACAGAUUUAUGCGGAGGCCAUUGCGACUUUUUAUGCAACAUGCAUUUUCAAGCCUGUUGCCGACGAACAAACAAUACAGCAAUUUUUCGGCCGUCUUUCGGAGUAUGCGAGAGCACAUGUCCUCUAUCUAGAAUUGACUCCUCGACGUAGUGCCGGGAGACGGAUUCUCGGUCCUCAACCGAAUAUAUCCCAAAUACAUUUGGCCCCAGCUUGGGGCCCGGCAUGUAGUGCUAUCGCCAACCUGUUACCGGGUCUUAUUGAGGUUAGCAUUCGACUUAGACCUGUCAACACUUUUGAGCUUCGAACGGGCUGCGGUAUGGAAUGGAUCUGUGUACCACUCUCUAGUCUACAGUGUGCACGAAAGACACUACAUCAGAAGACAGGCGAUGUAGAAUCCUCGGAUGUUUUGAUAAAUAGAUGGGAUGCUUUAAUGGAGAAGGCAGUUCGUGAAACGAAGGAGUACACAGCCGGCAUGGAGCAAGCGCGAAGGCAUCAGGGCGGAUGGACGAAUGUAUACUGGAGAAAGAAAAGAAUAAUGGCAAAACUGGAUAUAUAA
Colletotrichum orchidophilum is the source of this 768-nucleotide messenger RNA. RefSeq lists its product as uncharacterized. The transcript has a single exon. Bases 1 to 768 code for a protein of 255 amino acids. NCBI's taxonomy places the organism in Eukaryota, Fungi, Ascomycota, Sordariomycetes, Glomerellales, Glomerellaceae. The record is from RefSeq and is a predicted model, not a curated record.